This is a messenger RNA of Paraglomus occultum, 1791 nucleotides long. Lineage: Eukaryota; Fungi; Glomeromycota; Glomeromycetes; Paraglomerales; Paraglomeraceae. The record is from the annotation of a GenBank genome assembly.
AUGUCAACGAUCACUUCAUCAAACAGCACAAACAGCUCAUCAACAAGCGUCGCGCCACCAGAGAACUGGCAACAGGAAUUGUUGGUGAAGCUACUGCUCAGAGAUCAACGAGAGAAAGCAUUCAGUGAUUUCGUGGAAGCGUAUAAUUCACUUGCGAAGAGACUCGCCCAUUAUGCUGAGAGAAACAUCGAACUCGAGCAACAAUAUAAUAUAGUUAAGGAAGAGAAUACUAAAUUAUUGGAGGAAACCAAGAUACUCAGAGAACAAGGGAGCCCACUAAACCAACAACGUACAGCUCAACUGGAAGAACAGAUAUCAAAUCUUAAAGAAGAACGGGCAGAAUUGUACAAAACCCAAGGAACGAACGCACAGAGGCUACUGGACAUGAACGAUUUACUAAGAAAGACUGAGGAGGAAGCCAAAAAGAAUUUGGAAGAUGUUCAGGUAUUGACCGAGGCUAACCAGAUAUUGAAUACUCAAGUCAAUCAGAAAACACAGGCUUUAAAUACCAAGGAUGGCAUAAUACAGGUCCUUCAAGAUGAAGUGGCAACUCUUCAGUUGGAAUUAGUGAAGACUGGAGAGCGCAUGAAAGAUCUGGAAAAGGAAAAUAAACAGCUACUUCAAAGGUGGCUUAAGAAAAAAAAUGAAGAAGCUGAAAAGAUGAACGAAGCAAAUCUGUUUUAUGAAAGUACGAUGGAAUUGAGACAGAAAACUCUUGAAUUACAGUCUGGUGUUGUCAUCGUUGAAAAGGAAGCUACGUCUCCUACAGCAAGAGCCGCCACUAUGCCAGAGACAUCUUCAGGACUUUUAAGGCAUGAACUAAUACUUUCUUGUGUGGAUAGAUAUACUCGUUCGGGCUCCAAGACGCUUGUGACAGCCACCAUUCCAACAGCUACUCUCCGCAAAUUUAUGUCACAUGACGGUGAAAUACUCUCUAUUCAAACGUCAACUGACGGUAACAUGUUUGCUACUGGAAGCAGUGAUAAGACCAUACGGAUAUACGAUUCUAGAGGAAACCCUCGUCCUCCAUUAUCCGGAUCGUUGCAGUCCGUAAUGCAUGUCUGUUUCAAUAGUACAAAUGAAAUGAUAGCGGGCGCAAGCAAUGAUAACGCUACACGACUGUGGCAUAUAGCAACAGGACGGAUUAGACAUACGUUGACUGGACAUAUUGGAAAAGUAUACUCUGCACGAUUCAACGGUGAUUCGUCGCGAGUGAUUACAGGAAGUCACGACAGGACAAUUAAAGUAUGGGAUCUACAAAAAGGCUAUUGCAUACGAACGAUAUUCUCAUUCUCAAGUUGCAACGAUGUUGUACUUCUUGACGACGACGGAGUUACCUUAGCGUCCGGUCAUCUUGACAACAAUCUUCGUUUCUGGGAUGUGAGAUCUGGAAAAGAUAUCAAAGAGAUGACAGGCAUACAUCUGGGACAAAUUACGUCCGUCUCGGUUUCACCAGAUGGAUCGAAAGUACUAACCAGUUCGCGUGAUAAUACACUGAAAAUAGUCGAUUUGAGAUCGUAUGAAGUAGUUCAGACACUACAUGCCGAAGGAUACAAAAAUGGUGCAAACUGGUCUCGAGCAUGUUUCAGUCCUGACGGUCAAUUUGUCGCUGCUGGAUCGAUAGAUGGGACGAUAUAUUAUUGGAACACGACCAAGUCGAAACUUGAAAAAACAGCAAAGGAGCACAAUGCUGCAAUAUGUGGUGUGUCCUGGAGUCCUCAAGGCACGCAUAUAUUUAGUGCAGAUAAAGAGCGGACCGUAUGUAUAUGGGGAAAUUCGUGGAAGGCAUAA